GAUGAGGGACUAUAUCCCACCACUUAUCUUCAUCCGGCUAGUCAGGCUGUAGAUCGCGCCGAAGCGAACCGGUUCUCAACUUCUCACCUGCAGAAUGGAGAUAUUCGGAGCCCCGGAGCAUACGUAAGUCUCCUUCAAUAGUGCCAUGAAGAUAACGAACGAUGCUCCAUCGACCUCAGCUGAGAACGAGAGGGAACACCCAAUGCCUUGUCCACGGAAACGAGACGCGUGUAACAGCAUCAUGGCGAGAGAAAAAGCUAUAUAAAGGCGGUCGUUGACCCUCGAGAGUACCUCGAAAGAUACCCAGAGAUCACACAUCAACCACUCCAGCUCAAACCAUCCAUCCCCCAUCCAAACUCCUCAGCAACUUCAAGAUGAUGACCAAGGUCCGCAAACACCCUUCCCGAUCGUCCCCACCCCUACAUCCCAAGCCUCCCUUUCUCCCCUCAAUCUCAGCCCUACUGACCCUCGACCCCCAGACCCUCGCCCUCGUCGCCACCACCCUCGCCGUGGCCGUCACCGCCAACCCCACCGUGGGCUACGCGGGCUACUUCUACGAGAACUGCACCACCCCCAGCAUCGACGCGGGCAACGCCUACGCGGGCUCGUGCCUGAACGUCGAGAACUUCCCCAUCAAGUCGUUCACCGCGUACGUUGAGUCCGGCAGCUGCGCCGACGGCACCUCGGCCGUGCUGCACACCUACACGGCCUCGGGCUGCGACGAGUCCACCCUGUACGAGACCGUCAGCGUCGACACCGAGAAGCAGUGCUUCGAGGCGGAUGUGACCCUGGUCAGCAUCAAGUCGGAGUGUGUUUAGACGGGCUUGC
Molecule: messenger RNA, 828 nt
Organism: Aspergillus fijiensis CBS 313.89
Lineage: Eukaryota; Fungi; Ascomycota; Eurotiomycetes; Eurotiales; Aspergillaceae
Exons: 1
Coding region: 375-818 (147 amino acids)
Source: RefSeq, a predicted model, not a curated record